Pseudovirgaria hyperparasitica is the source of this 1896-nucleotide messenger RNA. RefSeq lists its product as uncharacterized. Gene Ontology annotation, biological process: DNA-templated transcription. The record is from RefSeq and is a predicted model, not a curated record. Gene Ontology annotation, cellular component: RNA polymerase III complex. Bases 1 to 1896 code for a protein of 631 amino acids. The transcript is spliced from 4 exons. NCBI's taxonomy places the organism in Eukaryota, Fungi, Ascomycota, Dothideomycetes, Acrospermales, Acrospermaceae. Gene Ontology annotation, molecular function: single-stranded DNA binding.
AUGUCUCAGCCUCUUUCGGAGCUCUGCACACUGCUAGUCGACGACCUCUAUGGUGAACUAUGCUCGCGCGUAUUCGCAAUCCUUAUACAUUACGGACGGCUGUCUUUACAAGGAUUACUGAAAUAUUCAAGCCUUACGGUCCGCCAUCUGAAGCAUGGUCUGGCUGUACUGAUACAACAGCACCUCAUUCUCCAUUACACACCAGAAGAUGACGACAUAACUUUCUACGAAGCCAAUUGGCAACAUGCUUAUGGUCUCGUCCGUUCGGGCAAGAUCGUGCAGAUCAUCGAAGACCGAUAUGGCGAAGCCAGUGGCGGCAUAGCGACAAAUCUACUCCUUCUGGGACACGUCAGAGUCAAGGAUAUGGCAGAGGCUUACGGAGUUCAAAAGAAGAAGCGCAACACAGCCAACGGGCAUACUCCUGCCUUUGCCGAGGAAGACCUUAUCCAGACUAAUGCGCAACUGCACUCGAAAAUCCGCGAACUUGAGCAGGGCGGGUAUAUUAUUCGCGUUGACGAGAAACACUUCACGCCACCUGAAGAUCUACACAAUGAAGCCGAGCGCAUUGUACGGUCUGACUGGUUGAAGGAGCAUCCGAAGGAUUCUAAGAAGGAUAAUGACCGUAAAAUAAAAGUAAACGACUUGAAGCGAAAGUGGAGGGACGGGGAGGGUCGCGCCCAAAAAAAGAGUGGAAAGCUUAAUUUGCAAAAUUUAGAGUCACUCCUCAACGACGGAGAUGCACCAGCCCGCAAGAAAAGAAGAGUCAAUGGCAAUCGAGCAAUCGCCGCCAUGAGUGAUAGCGAUGAUGAGCAGGCAGAUGCCCCUAGCCUGUUCGAUGACGAGACUGCUUUCCGUAUCAACAUAGAGAAAUGCGAAGUCGCUAUGCGCAAUCAACGUCUGGUCGAGUUCGCGACACGAUAUAUUGGUUCUGCCACUGCGAAAGUAUACGAAGCGCUUCUGAGAUGUUUAGAAGAUAAUGUCAUGCGGUGUCGAGAUGAGCUUUCUUUGGCAGUCUCUCAAGACGAUGAGAUGGAACGUGCUCCGUACGUCAAUACGGGUGCCAUCAUGAAUGCAUUGGCGAAAGAGAAGAUGGAUCUGUCUUUAGGAAAGCCGAAAAAGCGUGAGGCAGAGAGGGCGAAUGGAGUCAAUGGACAUCAUCGUAGCCAUGAUGGGGAAGGAAGUGAAGCAGCAAGAGAAGCGGAAAGGGAAGCAGAGCAGAACCUUACAGAUGAGCAAAGACGGGCUCAAUCUAUUGAACAGCAGCUGGAACUGCUUGCCGCUGAUCCACGACAUUUCAUCACCAAUGUCGGCCGCGGCAAAUGGAAAGUUAACUAUCGGUCUCUCACACAACAGCUUCUGUCACAUGAUAUCGAGACCACCAUUAAGGACAAGUUUGGGGACUACGCUGCUAUGGCAAUGCGAAUUAUGAAAGACAAAGGAAAGCUUGAUGAAAAGCAAAUCUCCACCUACGCAUUGUUACGCACAAGGGAGCUACGCAGCACUCUUGGCCAAAUGCAAGGAGCUGGAUACGUCGAGAAUCAAGAGAUACCGAAGGACAAUUCGCGCCAGCCAAGCCGUACUCUCUAUCUGUGGUUCUUCGAUGAGGAUCGCUGCAGGCAACUGAUCUUGACCGACGUAUACAAGAGCAUGAGCCGCAUCCUUCAGCGGAUCAAGUCCGAGAAGUCUGUCGUACAGCCGGUAAUUGACAAAGCCGAACGAAGUGAUGUUGUGGGACACGAGGACGAUUUACUCACAAUUAUCGAAAAAAAUGCGCUACGCUCGUGGAUGGAAACCGAAGAGCAGCUUUUGGCUCAGCUUUCUCGACAGGAUGAUUUGGUAGCAGUACUCCGGGACUACCAAAUGCCUUAUCUCAGGCCUACCGACGAGGAUGCUUAG